UGCGCCUAUAGGACAGACCGCCUAUCUUACCUGUAUUGUGAAGAACCUCCAUAAUUAUACGGUAUCCUGGGUUCGAGCUCGAGACAUCCAUUUACUGACAGCUGGUGAAACAACCUACACGUCUGAUAACAGAUUUGUGGCAGUGAACCCAGGGGGAGGAGACCGGUGGAUGCUGCGUCUUCAUCACGCCCAGCCAUCCGACGCUGGAACUUACCUGUGCCAGGUAUCAGUCAGCCCGCCAAUGUCAACUUCUGUCACUCUGCUGGUUACAGAGGCUGUAGCCAGUGUCCGGCCCGGGACGGACGUGUACUUGAAAGUUGGGAGUCGCGUUGUCCUCGUCUGUGAGGUGUUCGGAUGCCCCUACCCGGCCUCGCCUGCCUGGUACAAGGGCCACAAGCUGCAAGAGGGCACUGAGAUAGAAGAGGGGCGCGUCCAGGCAACUUCAGCUCAGCCGUCAGUGACUGCUUCGGCCACGCUCCUUCCAGAGAGUCACUCCAGCCCAGCGGAGGACGUAGGACAUCAUCACUCCCCUACGAAAUCUGCGCUCUUCAAGUACCCAUACUUCCCACAAGUCGAAAACUCGUCACUUUCAACGGAGCUGUCAACUUCUCCGUCACCUCCGCCUACCACGGGAGCGCCGACGCCCGUCGGGCUACCGAUAGCCACGGCGACUCUCACACGGCCUAAGGCUUCCUCAACUCAUUCGGGGGUGUACACUUGUACUAACACCUGUACAGAUCCCGUCAAUCUCACGCUUCACGUCCUAAUAGGAGAUGAGGAGACAGCCGCCAUGCAGCAUCCAAACGAUGCGUCUAGGAUGCCCGGAAGUCGAGAUGAGCUCCUCGGAAGAACGCACCUUUUGUGCGUGAUGCUUGGCGCAUUCUUCCUGGUGCACUGAAAUGGACGCAGAUCCAAUGUAUCCACUGACUUGGCUCUGAAAUCUCGUCACACCUCUACACUGCACUGAGUAGUUUCUACCCAAGUGUAAGGAUACUUUCAGAUGAUGUGAGAUGAUAUUUACGCUGGUGCUUUUAUGUGAGGACUGCUGGUUUUUGUUUGUAUACAUAGAUUUUAUAAAGUGGUUGCAAAAUAUAUUGUUUCAUCUUGUGAUUUCUCAACGGAAAACUAGACGAGGAUUUUGUAUUUGUCAAAAAUAUCCUUCGCUAAAAAUUGUGGACAUUAGAUGUAUAUCAAUACAACUAUUCAAUUACUCCUAAUUAUUUAUCUUAAUUGCUAUUAACACCGAUGAAAACUUUCACUACUGUGCAUUCUGUAUAUUCUGUUUUUUACAUGUAA
Macrobrachium nipponense is the source of this 1296-nucleotide messenger RNA. Its product is annotated as hemicentin-2-like. NCBI's taxonomy places the organism in Eukaryota, Metazoa, Arthropoda, Malacostraca, Decapoda, Palaemonidae. The transcript is spliced from 6 exons. The record is from RefSeq and is a predicted model, not a curated record. Gene Ontology annotation, cellular component: neuron projection membrane. Bases 170 to 898 code for a protein of 242 amino acids. Gene Ontology annotation, biological process: synapse organization.